UAUUUGUGUUUAAAUGACUUUUUAUAGAACUGCUGUCAAAACUGGUAGAUAGAAAGCUUAAUUAGGACUGAUCUUAAAAAUGAGACAAUGUGUAGGUGUAUGAGGGACUGUGUGCAACAAACGGCUGCUUUAAACUAGAGCUGAGAGUAAACAGGUUCAAUCUGAUGUUUAUCAGAGCAUCUUAUCUCCUGAGCUGCUAAAAUUUUUACUGUACUGUCAAUUAUGUUCUACACAACAGAGAGAAUUAAAGAAAACUUUGCUUACAGCAUGAGUAAGAAGGAACAUACCUGUCCUGUUUCAGUCAUCUCUGCUUUGGAAGGAUGGUUCUCUGAGCCUAGGAUUUUGGUGUCAUUUUCGAGGUGCAGAAAGAAGUCUCAGCCUGCUCUGGUGAAUGUAUCAUGUGGAUGUCUCUGGCUCUGCUUGUGACGAGAAUUCUUCGCUAAAGAUGGAUGAUUUAGCUUUACUUGACCUGUUGGAGUGUCCUGUGUGCUUUGAAAAGCUAGACGCCACAGCUAAGGUGCUACCAUGCCAGCAUACUUUCUGCAAGCCAUGUCUGCAGAGGAUCCUGAAAUCCCAGAAGGAACUCAGGUGCCCGGAGUGCAGGACUCUAGUCCUCUGCAGUAUCGAACAGUUACCGUCCAACUUGCUCCUAAUUCGUUUACUGGAUGGUGUCAGAUGUGGACAGAACGUUACGAGGUUUGGUUCGAUCCAAAGAUCUGGGGUCCUGUCCUCCCCUGCCUCCAUCAGGAGAGUCCCGAGAGGUUUACAACUUAAUCAAUAUAGGCUGGCACCAAAUCCCAGGAUCCACAUGGAAGGGGUUCCACGAGCCCAGGCCCUGUACACCUAUCGUGGGCACAGUCCCGGGGAACUGAGAUUCAAUAAAGGAGACAUCAUCAUGUUGCUCCGACAGCUAGAUGAAAACUGGUAUUUGGGUGAGAUCAAUGGUAUCAGCGGUGUUUUCCCAGCCAGCUCCGUACAAGUCAUCAAACAUCUGCCGCUGCCACCACCCCUCUGUAGAGCACUUUACAACUUUGACCUAAGAAGCAGGGACAAAAAUGAAAACAAAGACUGCCUGACAUUUCAUAAGGGUGAUAUCAUCACAGUCAUCAGCAGAGUUGAUGAAAACUGGGCAGAGGGCAAGUUAGGCGACAAAGUAGGGAUCUUCCCCAUCUUGUUUGUGGAGCCAAACACUACUGCAAGACAACUCCUACAGACAAGCAAAAGCCACCGGUCCCCUCAGUUUAAAUAUGCAUCACCUUUAAGAACAGCAUCUCCCAAAUCAAAAGACACAGAUUCACCAACUUUCCACAAGGUAUCAGACUCGAGAAGGAAGAGCCUGAGACAAUUUUCAAUCACGACUGCCUUAAACACUCUCAACAGGAUGGUCCAUUCACCCUCUGACCGGCAGACCUUGGAGAUCAGCUCUCCUGUGCUCAUCAGCUCGAGUAAUCCUACCGUGGCAACCCAGAGCAGUGAGAAAGUGGAAUUUCCUUAUGGCACACCUCUCCAGGUCAGUGCAUCUUACUAUCCUGCACCAGGAUCACUGGGGCAUUCAGCAGCCAUUGUCACUCUUCCCCAUCUGCAGCAUCACGUAUCAGCUAAUAUGUGUGUGGCUCUCCAUUCCUAUAUGGCUCAUGGACCAGAUGAACUGGAGCUGCAGAAAGGAGAAGGGGUCCGUGUCUUUGGGAAAUACCACGAUGGCUGGCUGCGGGGAAUGUCACUCGUCACAGGAAGAGUGGGGAUCUUCCCUAGCAAUUACGUUGCUCCCCUUUUCAGGAAAUCUAAUCUCCCUGACUCGAAGAUGCCUUCCCUGUAUGCCUCAUGGACAUUAUCGACUUCCUCGCUCUCUUCUCAGGGAAGCAUCUCAGAAAAUGGCCAAAGACAAAGCAGGCCUUUGAAAUCAGCCUUGCUGCCCAUGCCCAUGACCUCGCCAGGGAGGAACACAGCUAUGCUGACUACCUCAGGACAAACAUCAUUGCGGCGCGGACGUGGCAGCACCAGAAAGAAUGGAUCUCUGCAGAGGCCUGGACAGCCAGGAACCCCUAUUCAUGUUGCCGGUUCUCUCAGGCGUCUUCCUGCCACUGCAUUGCGACCUCAGCAAUUUCAGCUUUAUCAGCACAUCAGCCCUCAGCCGCAUAACAUCCCUUCAGGUGCUGCCAUGACUGAUGUAGGAACAAGGCCAAACUUGUCCCAUGAUGCUUCACCAGCACCUGUGGUCAGAGGAGGGGAAAGCAAAACUCCUUCUGUAUGUAGUUCAGUGAUCCUGGAUGCCAAAGAUCCUCCAGCAAAAAGUGAGACUGCUCCAAAGCCACCUGCAUCAGCGCCACCAUCCAUCCUAGUGAAACCAGACACUUCCCGGAACAGCACUGAAAAGCAAGUGAAAACAGUGAGGUUCCAGAACUACAGCCCUCCACCAUCCAAGAGGCACAGCCUGCAGCCAUCCCCGAGCCUGCCACGUGGCAAAAUGGAGCAGGGAGCUGCAGCGGAUGCUCUCUUGUCAGAAGCAAACCUGAUGGGCACUGAACUGACGGUACUGUACUCACCCAGGAUCAGCUCCAGUCCUGUGCACCAGCGAAGGGUAUCGCACCCAAAGGCAUCAUCGCUGGACCUUUCUGGCCAGGCAGGACAGCUGACCUUCCCUAUCAAAAAGAACUACAGCAGCAUUUCUGCAAACUGACAGGCUAAUUCCCUCUACCUGCUUUUCCUUCACAAAUGUGCUUCUCUCCUCUGUUCUGUGAGGGGUGAGCAUCCUUUGGACUCCACACCAGCCUGCCACCUCCACCCCUUUCCCUCUCCCAAGGCUAGAGUCAGAUACUCCCCGUUUCCCUGUGCCUCUAUGUGCCACACUGCCAGGCACCCUCGGGAUCCACAAGUUUGAAGUUUUCGGAGAACUUGGGGAGCUCCUGAGGAAGCAGGAUGGGACAACAUCUAUCAUUGUAUAGGAGAGUCCUAUUUCUGAGGUAUACUUCAAACUACACCUUCACAACCAGUCAAUGCAUCAAAUACCCAUGCCAUGCUGAGCGAUUCUAGAGGAACCCCCAUUGCUACACAGGUUACUGCAAACACCACAGAGAAACAUGAAGUUGUGUUUGUGGCAUCCACAAAAUGGAUGUUAUUUGGUGUCAUAUAAGGCUGCUUGUAAGAUAAUUGGAGAAGGAGUGGGAGAGGGAAGAAAGGGUGCAGGUAUCAGAAGUAGUUAAACUUGCUUUGAUCUCCUGGCUACUACGGGAAAGCUCACUGAGAUCAAAACACUGCUACAUUACCUUCCUACUUCUGCAGGGUAAAGAAAUUAUAAAUCAUAGAUCAGUCAGUUCCUGGCUGAAUGCUCAAGCUCCCUUUUGAGGGGUUUUCACUUCAGAUUUUUUUUGUUAGGGUUUUUUUGGUUGCUUGCUUGCUUGCUUUUCUGUUUGGUUUUAGUCCAUGAGUUUUAACUUAGAAUAUAGUUUAAAAGGUGAUUUGGAGAGGAAAGGGACAAUAGAAAGGGAUUAAAACAUUAUGACAGUCAUUCAGAUUUUACAGACAGAUGUAUUGGAUCUUGCGUCUCAUGGUUGGCCGGUUUCCUCUAAUUACCUGACAGCUACUUCCUAGCAGUCCAUCAGUUCAGUCCAGUGCUUCUUUUUUCACCACCCAGCCAUUUAGAUAUUGCUUUUAUAAAUAUCCUAAAUGGAAUUUAUGGGUCUAUGUCUACAUUAAGAUGCAUGAAACAUUGUCUAAACAAUAGCAGAAAUCAGCGUUUGCCAUACCAUAGACCAUCCUUCUGACACAGCAGCCCCAACUCUAGUUUUUAGCUGACCUCUAUUUCAGAUGUUCUCCUAUGAAACCACCAAAAAAUAAGAAGAAUUGGAGAGCUGUACCCAGCCCGCCAACUGUGACUGCUAUUCAGCAAACUGGUGCACAACAGGUUUUGUUUUUUGCACUUUCUUUUUAUUGGUGGUUUAGAGACCACCAAUUCCCAUCCUAGCCACAAAAAACAAACAUUAGAUCUCCUAACAAUGGUUGUUGUGCUUCUUCCAGAACUGCUAUAAAAUAACAUCCUUGGUUAAUUGCAUCCAAAACCCAUGAAAUUAAUUCCAUUGGUCAACAGAAACUCUCUGAGGCACUGGCACAGUCUCUGAGAAGGAAGUUUUCUUUUGGAAUUAAGAAAAUGGAACGGAUAAAAACAUUUAUUAGCCUACAGCACUAAUUCUUUUACCUUUUCAGACUAUUCUUCUUUUUGUGAAGCUGGCUUCUGCCUGACCCCACAAAAAAGGGGAUUUUUCAAUAGCACAGAAACAAGUGGUAAACAAGUAAGUUCUUCACGUUGAGCUGUCUUGCACUAUUUAAGCUACUGAAGAAAGAUUCUGUGAAAUUAAAAAUGUGCACUUUGCCCAGCUAUAAAAAAUGGUGCAAGUUGCAAAUAAAAAGAUAAACAUGGCUCUCGAUGCCACUCCAAUGACAAUCAAACAUUUCAGAGAAAAUAUGCCUGUUCUUUGCUAAAGAUUCCUCUCAUUUCCUUAAAACUAAACCAGAAAGCCUCAUAAACUGGCUCUAUAGCCAGGAUCAACUUCACUUCUCCCAAAUGCAUUCAGAUUUCCAGGAUCGGCUCAUUUUGUAAUUUACAGUGUUAGUUUAGAGGGAAAGGAAGGGGUGCCUGCUCAUGCCUGGCUCCAGAUAUCAUUUACUGCAUACUAAUGAAAGGAUAGAUUGCUUGGUGUGACCUAAUCUGUAAUCUGCUGAAGUAGUAACUAAUGGAUUUCAAUAGCUGACCUCCCAGGAGACUCACUGAAGACAGUGGCAUGGGACAUUGAAGCUACACAUGAGAAUUAAUUCCGCAGACAGAAGCGCUGGUAAAGAAGAGGGCACAAUAGAAAGCACGAAGCAGAGCUGAAUAUAGAAAAGGGAUAGCGUAUGUAGAGAAGCAAGGGGAACUUUUGUAUUUUACUGCCUCAACAAAAAAAAAAACCUCAUCUCAUAAUAAUAUGACAGUCAAAGUCUAAUGUGACUACCUUGAUUAUACUAUUUCUUGAGCCAAAGUUGAAGCAGCUGUGAACCAUAUCUGGCCACAAGCCUGACAGCAAACACCAUAAGCAUUGCACCGAGCUCUGACUAGCCACCUGCUUUUGCUGACUGAGGCUCUGGAGGGAAGGUGGCAAACACCUUUUUGGAUGCUGUCCUCCCUUUGGGCCAUAGCUAUCCAAAACACCGAGUGAUUCCCUGCAGGAAUCACUUCAGGGCAUCUGUGCAGAGCCUCCCCUUAAGCCCUACUCAGAGGCCACGUCCUCCAGAGCUGAAGACCGCCUCAGCUCCUCGAGUGCGAACCAGAGCUGGGGGUAGGGUGGAAUAUGGCUUUAUUGAGAGUGGUGAAGAGGGUGGGGAACCAGUGUUUUUUGCUCCCAGGGGCACAGCCUGUUUCUGAACCUGGACGGACAGAUCGACUUCCUGCAUACAGACUCUGGCUGAUACUAUUUCCUGAACUUUUACACUUUAAAAAGAGCAGGCAGGUCUGAGCCGAUCUGUUCCAACAAGAGCUCAGUAUCCCUCAAGAGCCAGGAAUGAGAUGACAAACAGGGAAGAAUGCAGCAGCUUUGAUAAAAGAUCUUCACUUGUUAUUAGCAAUUAACCCUGCCCUGGGUAGACCCUGGUGCCUGUUUCAUCAGGACCUCAAAGAGAGUACCCCUUGAGACCAGAGGAGAACACAUCAAUAACUGCUGAAGCUCAGGAGGGAGUUCAGGGCAAUCUGCAUGCAAAGAGGUAUUUAAAGAUGAGGAACAAAAAGGAGACAACAUACUGUAAUUCACUGGGGGCUUCAGACAGAAAAACAUAUUGAAGUAAAGUCACCUUGUAAAUUUAAUCCACAAGUGGGGCAAAUUUUCCCACACAAGGCAGGCAUGUUAGACAAGGCAAUGAUGAAGAAUUUGAAGUUCAGCCUGGGGAUGCAAAAUGAAGCACUUGGAAACCAAUCUAUAGAACUGACUGCAGCUCUAUUUCUCAUGCCUCAGUCCUGCCACCCAAGCCCACAUAUGAGGAAACAGGUACAGCAACAUGUUCUGUAGCCUCGUUUGUCAGAUGCACUAAGCCUCAAUGGAUACCAAGAGCAUCAGCAAAAUCUAAAGCAUGCCUUAAGAUUCAAUAAGCUGUAAAGUCUUUCCGCACGUCUGGGCUCACAAUCGCCAGAUCCAGCUCAUAAUGUUGUCAGUUCUGAAUACUGCUCUUCAUGGAAUGAAACAACCUCCUUUUCCUCUUACACGAGGAUAAACAGCAAUAAGGUUUUGUAGCCCCCAUGCACACAGAGGAACUUGUAAAACUGUUCAGACUAUUACAUAGUACUGAAGACUUAACACAAAGACGCCAGGAAGCGCCACAGGUCUCAUCUGGACUUGGCCCUUAACCCACUGUAUUAUGAUGAGUGACAGCAUCAGGUUGAUCAGGAAAGAAAAAAGCUCUUACAUAUGUGCACACACACACAUUCAGUCAUGAGCAAUGACAGGAAAAUACUGACAGUGAAAUUGGUACUUUGGUAAAAUAGCGAGAAGCUAUUUUGGGACAGAUCUCUCAGUUUCUUUCAUAGAAUAUUUCAGUGCUUUGAUGCUAUGGUGAUAAAUGCCCUAAAUAUAUCCAAAAUACAUAGGGAGACAGAGCUCAAAACAGGACAUAUUUUAAAGCAACAGAUCUAAUGAGCAUCUUGUUCCCAUUGUCCAGCCCCUCCUAGCUGUAAAUACACCUACUUGUUUAAUAUUGCAGUCCACUGUGCAAAAUGGUUGAAGUAUUACUAAGCUUCUCUCCUUGCUCCUAGGAUAUAGCAUCUUUACUGUUGUUACUUCACCAAGAGACAUGUCAAGGAAAAGGGACUAGAAUUCACAUCUUUUAUCCAAAAAUCCAAGCUAAAGAUGACUCUCUCGUAGGAGCUAACCUGGGGUUUGGUUAUGAGCUCUGAGCGAGGAAUGCCAGACAAGUGGUUCUCAUCCAUGAAGUGAAGCCAAUCAUGUCAGGGAAAACAUCAACUGGAUCUACAGUGGAACAAUUUUCUAAGUGCACCAGAACAAAAGUGACCCUAUUCCAGAACAAUUACUCUAAUCACCUUUAUUGGAACAUCCAUGCACAGAGUUCUUCUACCAUAAACAAACAUAGCAUUUUCUUGGUUCAGCUCUUCUGCUCUGCACUUUGCAUGAGCAACAGCUGACCUGAAUCCCUUUUCACCUCUGGCUGUUCUCAUCCAAUUCUCUCUUCCCCUUUCUAUCCCCCUCCUCCCCCCCCCCUUUUUUUUUUUAUGGGUAGCGAUGAAAAGGGAGACAUCACAUGCUGAAAGGAGGCUGGUAGCUUUACAUGAAGGUGGGCGAGCUCUUCAAGGGUUUCUGUUCUCUUUCUAUAAAUUUUUAACUACUCUCCUCUCUUCUCAUCCCCCAGACUCUCUUCAGCCCAAUUUCCCCAGAGAAGAGAGGUUAGACAUCAGUAUUGUGACCCUAUUCUGUCAUUCCUGAGUUAGCUAGAAAAGCUCACCAGGGGCAAGACAAUCCACGCCCUCCCCAGGAAUGUGUCAUCUCUGUAGUUCUGUUCAGGUCUUGAUGGUCUAGAGUGAGCACUCUGGCCCUGCUUGCUAAAUUGCUAAGUCCACAGUCUUCUGUUUUAGCCACAAAUUAUCACAUGAAGUACAGAGUGCAAAGAAGAUAACAUUAGGAGAGGCAAAAUACAACUGCAGAUGUACUGCGGUGUAAUGUAUUUGUAUAAUGAAAAUAUAUUGUUCUCUGCCUACCAAGCUGAAUGUAAAAGAGAAGGCUGAUCACAGAGGCUCUGACCAUCCAUAGAGUGUCUUGUCUGCCUGCACAGCACAGGAAAGGAGCCCAGGAAAAGCAAAUAAAAGUAGUGCACUGGGACAGAGAGACCAUUAAUGAACCUCUCUCAGUUCUUGAAUAGGUCUUCUUUUCCAUCUGCUCGUUUUUUAUGAUUAGUUAAUGAAUUGGAGCCCAAAGCAGAUCAUUCAUCAGCUCUUCCUUAAUUGCCUGCCUAGCCUUGCAGGAACCUGGAAAUUCUUCAGUAAGUAACCUACCCCCAUGAGCUUGAACUGCAGCCAUGUUUCCUGAUGAACUGCGAAUAAACAAGGCAGAAAUAAGAAAACAUAUUUAAUGAAUUAUUUCCACAUAUUUCAUGCAAAGGAUGCAUCUGUACCCUAGCCAAAAGCAACUGGUCUCAGAUACAGAGGGAGAAUCAGAGCAGCCUCACAAUCCAUUCAAGAAGUGGACAGCUGGGGCCCAAAAUGACCUCUUCCACCCUUUUCCGUGGGAGAGGCAAUAUUCAAUACAUUCAAAUAUUCAGUAUAUACAACUAAUCAUAAUGUUCUGUCUCAGAAGAGAAUUCUGCAAGGCUACUUCAGACGGAACCUGUCUGUUCUCCUGGGAGCUCAAGAACCAGGACCUGGCGGCUUAGGGUCAAUUAAAGUGUCCAUCAGGAUCACUAUCUGCUCUGUGAUGAAGAAGGUCCAAUUCUCCCUUGGUCAGAUGGCAUGAGUCAUAUAAGAGGAUGCAGGCAAAAUAUUUAGGGUCACGUCUUGUUGGGUACUGAGAAAUGCUAGCGAGGUGCUACCAGAAACUUACUUCAUUGACUUUAGCAGGAGGACACUGAGGCUUCGCACGCUAGGAUUACAUUGACAUC
Struthio camelus australis is the source of this 8625-nucleotide messenger RNA. It is a transcript of the gene SH3RF2, whose product is annotated as SH3 domain containing ring finger 2. Gene Ontology annotation, cellular component: nucleoplasm. The record is from RefSeq and is a predicted model, not a curated record. Gene Ontology annotation, biological process: protein ubiquitination; positive regulation of proteasomal ubiquitin-dependent protein catabolic process; positive regulation of JNK cascade. Gene Ontology annotation, molecular function: protein phosphatase 1 binding; ubiquitin protein ligase activity. NCBI's taxonomy places the organism in Eukaryota, Metazoa, Chordata, Aves, Struthioniformes, Struthionidae.